Molecule: messenger RNA, 438 nt
Organism: Didymodactylos carnosus
Lineage: Eukaryota; Metazoa; Rotifera; Eurotatoria; Philodinida; Philodinidae
Source: the annotation of a GenBank genome assembly
AUGUUCUGCUCUAAAAACGCACAGUUUCAUGCCUCUUUUGAUCCAGUUUCCCAUAUGAGUUUGAGUGAGAAAGAAAAGCAGCAGUUUGAACGAGAAAUUAAAACAAUGAUAUUUAAUGAUGUAUAUGCCAAUGAUGCUUCAACAAUAACAACUGCACCAACUCUUACUACAACAUCAACAACAACGACUACACAACAACAGCAACUUCAACAAUUUAAUUUAAAAAUAAAGUCAUCAACAACAUCAGCCAUUGAAUGUUGGAAAAUUAAUCAAUCACAUUUGUCAGUAUUGUCGCAUUUAGCUAAAAUUCAUUUAGCCGCUUUUGGUACUAGCGUACCAAGUGAAUCGGCUUAUUUAGGUCGUAAAGAAAGAACACGUUUAUCAACUGAAAAUUUGUUAUUUUCAGUUUUUUUAAAAGACAAAAUUGUUUCACAGUGA